AUGUCCUUUUCGUUCGGGAUUCCGCCGUCCACGGACGCGGCGUCGACGCCCGCGGCGGUGACGCCGACGCCGACGAGCACCGCCGUCGCGAUCGCGCAACCGUCGACGCCCAACGCGACCGCGCUACCGCACGCCAGGGCGUUGUUUUACGAAAUCGAUGAAGCCGUUUCCAGAGGGUCUGCGCUUCGCGCGUCCACGGCGCGCGCGCUGAGCGACGCCUUGGGCCACCUGUCGUCGGUACACGCCGGGUACGAGCCGUUUUCAGAGUCCUCCGCGCGAGCGAUCAACGGCGGGAGCGUGGAGUACGGUGGGAAGACGCUCAAGGUGAGCGGGACGAGCGCGAGCGUGAGCGCGGCGCUGGGCAAGCGCUUGGGGCUCGAUGCGACGCAGGCGUACGUGAUGCUUCGCAGAACGAUGGAGGAGAGUGGAAUGAAACGACCGAACGAGGCGAGCGAGGAGGUUGUGCGAGAGGUGAUGCGUUUUUAUUUCAGGGAGCGUUUGGGAACGAUCAAGUGCGCGCACGCGUUGUUAACGCAGGCGGCGACGUGCGACGGUGGCGACGCGAUUGAGAGUGCGGUGGGUAAAUUGUUGGAGUCCAAGUUCGAGGAUAACGUAUUUGAUGCGAUCGAGCGGCACAUGAGCGGGUCCACAGCGAGCGGACCCGAGGGGGCGAGCUCGGCGGAUGCGGCGGCGUGGGCGGGACAGGCGCUCGAGGAAACUGUCGCGCUGCUCGAGGUGCUUUUCUUGCUCUAUUACAACCGAGUGAAGUGCUCACCGCAACGUUUUUUGAAGCUCGCGUCGGUGCUGCAGAACAGGGCGCUUAGACGCGCGCCUGCGGCGGCGAUCGAGUUGGAGGCACACGCACCGCUGGCGCACGUGAACGCAUUCGUGGAUGACAUUCGAGCUCUGUGCAAUGUCACCCUGAUCGCGGCCAUGGAUUUAGAAAAUUUAGUCGAUCGAUUUUCCGGGAAAAGUCUCAAGGUGCACGGUUUUUUGGAGCCGCAUGCGCUGCAAUCCAUCACGGGAAUGAUGGAAAAGUGGCAGAGUGACACGGCGCAUGGGCCGACGUUACUCGCAUGGUCAACGUUUCUAACGCUCUUACCACAAGACGCUGAGUUCAUGCCGGGUAACUUUUCGAUUGAAAUGAUGCAUCAAAAGGCGAACGAGUGCGGUAUCGCGGCGCUCUUACGGCUACUGGAUGCGGAACAGUUGCGAGGCGACGACGCCACCGUCACGUUGCACAAGAGCGUUCUUAAAAACACGUUCUCGACGAUCCUCGCGGCGUACGACAUGCUGCCAGUGCACCGCUUACCCCCGUCAGAGCUCGGUCAGAUUAUAGACGUCCUCACGAAGUUGCUCUCCGAUCAGCCAGUUCUUUGUGAACAGUUUUGGGCCGGGGCCAGAGAGGACGGACAGGAAGCGCCGCUUUUUGCGCUCUUAGAGGGUUGCCGAGAGAGGUUUCCGUGCGAGUCUGUACCUCUUUUGCGAAUGCUUGCGGCACUCUGCGAGGGGCAUCGAUCGGCAGAGUGCGCUUUAUCGUAUCUGGCGCAGCUACCAACGGUAGCUUUGCCGAUUCCUCCACCCAAUGUCUUACAACAUGGCAUCAGGGCGACCGCCGAAGCUGAGAUGGACGUAGACGCUGGCUUCGUCCGGGGUCCGGUAACCGCCACGCAUCGUCUGACGAGUUCGCUCAUUCCGGGUGGGUACAUCGAAGUCGGUAUGCAUGGACUGGCGAUUGAUUCAAGUUCGCAGACGUCCCCGUUGAUUGUGUGGGCUACGCCCGCCGAUGGUUUGCAUCUUUGCCUUACGAGACUUUCGUCAUUGACCAGUGCGGGUCUGAAAGGAGAAUUGAGCUCAGCACAGAUUAACGAGAUGGAUGCAACUGUACUGUUUGUUUCCAAGGUGUUGACGAAUGCUCCGUCUUUUGCUCGGCCAAUGCUGUCCUGCGAUGUGUCCGUAUCUGUCCCGAAGGGUGCGCCUGCGGACGUGCUCACGGCUCUCUCACUUGCCCUUCAUGUGUGCAGUAAAUCGUUAUCGACGGACGAAGGGGUGCAGAGAACGGCGACAGUUCUACGAGCGCUAGUGCCGUUGGCCGCUGCUGAGCCCUCGCGCACGAUUGAGGAGGUGCUCGAAGCGCCUCUGUUGUCCGGCACGCCUGGUACUGGCGUGCCAGGAUUAAUUCGCGCUAUUCGCGAUAGUGAAUCUAGACUUGGUGAGUACCCGCUGACGUUGGCGUUGCUCGAUCUGGUGGAGACGCUCCUUGAACAUGGAGGUCUCGGUGAUAGGUUAGAAGCGAUCGUAGAUCACACCUUGCAAGAGGUGGCAGUGCGGCACGUGCAGUGGAGGUACAAGUUCAAAGCCGAGAAGUGGCUCGUUCACUCGGGGAUCCAGCGAGUGAUUUACCAGAUUUUCAAACCCAGACACGGCGAGUUUGCGGAAAAACUUCGUAAAAAAGCACUUUCGUACUUGAUCACGGACAGAGCGAUCUGCUUCGGAUCGUUAGCGCCUCUCGUAUACGAUGCGAAUGCACUGCGCAAAUUGCACGAGGAGGGCGGUGCCCCACGAGCAGAAGAGGUGACGGCCCUCGAGGAAGCGAUCGCUCGAGUACUGAAAUCUCUUCCACUCAUCGUGCAUUACGCAGGUGAAAAUUUCGGUGGCUUUUUGGAGAGGAUGCUACUGAUCGAGACGAGUAACGACGGCGCGCCGUUCGCGAGUUCGAUUGCAUCCUACGCAGGAUAUCCGUACGCGGCCGCGUGUUACCCGCUCGCCAUUCCUGCGCUCGUGCCACUGUGCGCGGUGGCCACACCGACGCCCUUGACGGCCACGCUCGAUAAGCGCGACCAGUAUGAGAUUUUGAAGUCGAUGCAGAAAAUGUUCGAACAGGCUGAUGAGGAGCCGGAUGCCGUUUCAGACGUGGCCGACUUGCUCAGCGCGGGUAUCGUGAAUCAACCAGAGUGGGUGAACAUGAUACUCAUUCCUGAGGAGCCGAAGGAGGAGGCGGCUAGCACAACACCUGCGUUGCCGACAACACCGUCGCCCGUAGCGCUGCCAGCUCCGGGCACACCGACGCCUGCUCCGGGAGUUCAAGGCGCGCUGGCGCUCGCAACCGGGACGGCGACGUCGACCACCACGCUGGCACCUUCAACUUCCUCCCAGCAAGAGGAGAAACUCGAUGGCGCGCUGAGCUUGAUUUGGAAAUUGCUUCAAGAUACAUCCAAGCUGCGUUCGCAGUCGCCGCGAUGCUUAUCGGCGUUGAUGCGCACUCUCAACACGCUCUGGCGGCAUCAACCACCUCUGGGCGCGGCAGUCGCCUCGCUCAAGGCGCACGACGGAGCAUUAUGGACGCGAUUAGUGGAGUGCCUGGAUGCACCGUCGCCGUCAGACGCGACGUCUCUGGCUCAUAAUCUCGAGACGGUCAGUUCAAUCUUCUCUCUGCUCGCGAUUGAAAUCGACGCGUCGACUUCAGAUACCGAAUCUACGAACUCGACAUUUGUUUCCAAGGCGAAGGAAUGGUUCACGUCGUCGCGCAUUACUGCAUGGGUUGACGCUUCUAUCUCGGGCGAGAGCUGCUCUGUCGAUAGAUGCGAGACGCAAUAUGCAGCUCAAGCGUUCGUUUUGCAGUGCGUGCUUGCCUUGGAGCGUCAAGAGAUGACGGCGCAGCGAGUACCUUUGAUGGCAGACGCAACCCUGCGGUCGAUGUGCGGACAGAUUCGAGACGCCUUGCUGGCACAUCCCUCAGCGAAGGAUUUGCGAUCGUCGGGAGCGAGUAACGUGGCGAUAUUGGAAGCUAUCGCUCAAGAAUCGGCCGCAAAGGCCCCGGGGUCGAUUAUUUCAAACGAUCCGGUGCACAAGUUACUAGUCGUUGCUCGGGAGAUGCAUGUCGAGGCCGCGGUGCUCGCUCCCGCUCCACUUGGAAUUACUGGCGCUGCUGAGUACGGGGAAUCGUAUCUCUACGAUUCUUCGUGGAUUCGCAUCGCCUCUGGUUGCUCGGAAAAUGACGUGGACGAGCAGUGGGGUGCACCUGAAGGCGUUCUAGCGCAAGCAGGACGCGUCAUGAGCGGUAGACUCGCUGAGACGUGCCUGAAGUCUUCAGUCGCCGACGCGCGCGCGGCAGCGAUUUGUUCCUUGAGGUCUUUCAUCUCGGCUGCAGGGAGCGGCGAGCUGCCGAAAAUGCACGCUGGAGUGUUCGAAAUCCCGGGAAUGGGAGCGUCUAGGAGCGUUCUAGAUGGUUUGUCGAGAGAGACCAGAAAGAAGCUUGUGCUAGAUGUCGCGGUACGACUCAGCGCCGUCAUGGACACCGACAGCGCCAGCUCGCCGGCGUACGUCAGCCCGUUGGCGAUCGAGUUGGCUGGUUUAUUGGGUGUCGUUACACAACUCUGGAGCGUCUUAGUAUCGCGCUCGACCACUCCGACGCCCUCGGAGGACGACUUGGAGCCCGUGACUCGAGUCAUUAACACCGUGACGACGAUUUUAGCGUCUAGAAUGAACUCGUCGGGGACACCGAUCCGUGAUGCGGUUCCGCUCGUCCAUCCGUUGUUGACUGCGAUGCUGUUUGCAAUUCGAGCGUGGGGCGCGGGCGCACUCUCGGCUCGCACGGUGCAGCCAAGCUACGAACUCGGACAGAGCACGAUCCCGCUCAUUCCGCUCAUCUGCCACGCAGCGGCGACGCCCAGUGAGGCAAAGAGCAAAGCGACGUCCAGCGUAUCGUUGAUGUUGCUCGAAGACAUUGCGAGAGAUUUACUUCCGACGUCGGCGCUGUUGCAAGUACUCAGCGCGCACAAGAUUCUUCCGCCGCUCAAGGUGGCAACGGGAGAUGAUGAUGCUGACAGCGUCACCAUCGCCGCUCUCAACACAUGUCUGAGUUUAUCAAAGAGCGCACAGGGCGCAGAAAUCUUGCUCGCGUCAGACACCAUUCGUCAGUUGGCUGUUUUAUGCGUUGAAUCGAAGGACGUCAAGGCGAGCGGUGAGGGUAUGGCGCACGACAUUUACUGUUCCUCCUUGCGAGUGACUGCAAUGCUCGCCGGGGCACGGCGAGAUGCCGAAAUAGGCGCGGACUUGAUGCGUUUCUGCACGGCGUUGGAGACUCGUUUGCUCGCCGCGAUGUCGCCGAGUGAGAUCACGCUCGCGUCCCUUCGCGAAGCUGAGAUUACGGCGCUCUUCUUCAGUCGUCUCUCGUCGUCGUUCGGCGCGCAGUGGCAGGUGACGUCGCCCGAGGCACAACUGCGAUGCCGCGUCGCGUGUGCUAUGUUUCUCCGAUGGAUCGCUGCCCCGCAAGUCGUGAACGGAUUGCGUUGUCCUCGUCAUACAAAGGCGAACGAAGCGAUGGCAGCCAAACCCCCGGCGACGCGCGCCCGCCAGGCAUGGUUCCAAGCCACGGCGAGAGGCGACUCGGUGCGAGACCCGAGCUCGCCCCUUCUUGGCACCGCCAUCGCGGGCUCCCCGAUCGCUGACGCAAGCACACGGAAGACUGGAAACGCGUACUCCGAAUCGGUUGCGUUGAUGCUGUACCGCGUCGCCCGAUCGUCGUGCGAAUUCCUCGCCACCUUUCCCAGAGCGCUCGACGCGUGCGCGCUCGGUUUCGACGUCUGCGCGAGCGCGCGCGACCAGUGCGACGCCAUUCUCAAAGACGACCUCGGUUCAUCGGCGCAAAACGACGAUGAGAAAAUAUUAGCGCGCGUCCUCGACGGCCUCAGAUCCGCCGUCGACGCCGUCGAGGCCGUCGAACGCGGACGAUAG
This is a messenger RNA of Ostreococcus tauri, 5736 nucleotides long. RefSeq names its product unnamed product. Gene Ontology annotation, cellular component: nuclear pore inner ring. The transcript has a single exon. The coding region runs from base 1 to 5736 and encodes 1911 amino acids. Gene Ontology annotation, molecular function: structural constituent of nuclear pore. The record is from RefSeq and is a predicted model, not a curated record. Lineage: Eukaryota; Viridiplantae; Chlorophyta; Mamiellophyceae; Mamiellales; Bathycoccaceae. Gene Ontology annotation, biological process: protein import into nucleus; RNA export from nucleus.